Messenger RNA from Onychostruthus taczanowskii (white-rumped snowfinch), 1273 nucleotides. It is a transcript of the gene KEAP1, whose product is annotated as kelch like ECH associated protein 1. The record is from RefSeq and is a predicted model, not a curated record. NCBI's taxonomy places the organism in Eukaryota, Metazoa, Chordata, Aves, Passeriformes, Passeridae. The coding region runs from base 23 to 1273 and encodes 416 amino acids. Gene Ontology annotation, molecular function: protein binding. The transcript is spliced from 3 exons.
UCUCCACCGCAGCCUCCCCACCAUGGCCGCAUCCCCCCCGCCCCCGGAGUGCCCGGCCGAGGUGACCCCCUCCUCAUCCCCCUCCUCCUCCUCCUCCUCGCCGUGCCGUUACACGCUCUCCGAGCACCCCCCGGCCGCGCUGGCCGCCAUGAACGAGCUCCGCCUGCAAGGGCAGCUGUGCGAUGUCACCCUGCGCGUCCGGCACCGCCGGGACCUGCCGCCCACCGAGCUGCGGGCGCACCGGGUGGUGCUGGCGGCCGCCAGCCCGGUGUUCCGGGCCAUGUUCACGGGCGGGCUGCGCGAACGGGGCCUGGCCGAGGUGCCCAUCGAGGGCGUGCAGCCGCGGGCCAUGGAGCGCCUGGUGGAGUUCGCCUACACGGCGGCCGUGGCCGUGGGGGAGCGCUGCGUGCUGCCGCUGCUGCACGGGGCGCUGAUGUACCAGGUGGACGCCGUGGUGGGGGCCUGCUGCGCUUUCCUGGGGGGGCAGCUGCACCCCAGCAACGCCAUCGGCAUCGCCGCGCUGGCCGAGCGCCUGGGCUGCCUGGAGCUGCUGCAGAGGGCCCGGGAGUACAUCUACAUGAACUUUGCUGAGGUCUCCAAGCAGGAGGAGUUCCUCUCCCUCUCCCACUGCCAGCUGGCCGCCCUGCUGAGCCGCGACGAGCUGAACGUGCGCUGCGAGUCCGAGGUGUUCCAGGCGUGCGUGGCCUGGGUGCAGCAGGACCGCGCCGCCCGCGCCCCGUUCCUGCCGGCGCUGCUCCGCGCCGUGCGCUGCCACGCGCUCACGCCGCGCUUCCUCCGCGCCCAGCUCCGCCGCGACCUCGGCCGCGACGCCCUGCGCUACCUGGCCCGGGUGUUCCGUGAGCUGUCCCUGCACAGACCCUCCGGAGACCACCCCCCCGGCAGGACCCCCAGGGUCAGGCAGAUGAUUUACGCCGCCGGGGGUUACCUGAGGAGGUCGCUGAGCGCCUUGGAGGCGUUGGACCCCGAGGGAGGGCGGUGGGUGAGGUUGGCGGAGAUGGAGACGCCGCGCUCGGGGUUGGGGGGAUGCGUGGUCGGGGGGCUUUUUUACGCCGUGGGGGGUAGGAAUAACUCGGCGGAGGGGAACACGGACUCGGCGGCCGUGGAUUGCUACAACCCCGUGAGCGGGCGCUGGUCGCCCUGCGCGCCCAUGAGCGUGCCCAGGAACAGGAUCGGGGUGGGAGUCAUCGACGGGCUCAUCUACGCCGUGGGGGGGUCGCACGGCUGCACCCACCACUGCUCCGUGGAGAGGUGA